AUGAAUAACUUACAACAAUUCUUUAAUUGUCGAUUACUGAGAAAUGGAAAGUUAAUAAAUGAUAAUUUGUGGGUGCGCAACGGAAUAAUUGUUGAUCCAGAAAUAUUGUUCUUCGAUGAAAAAGUUAAAGCUGAUAAAAGUAUCGACUGUCAUAAUGCUAUUAUUUCUCCAGGAUAUAUUGACAUCCAAAUAAAUGGAGGGUUUGGCAUUGACUUUUCAUACAACGUUGACAAUGUCGAAGAUGGGAUCACUAAAGUCGCCAAACACUUAUUAGCCCAUGGUGUGACAUCAUUCUGUCCGACUUUAGUCACAUCUUCUCCUGAAACUUACCACAAAAUAUUGCCGAAGAUAAAAAAAUCUCCUGGUGGUACACAUGGUGCUACUGUUCUGGGUGUACAUGUUGAAGGUCCAUUUAUUAGUCCGACAAAAAAAGGUGCACACCAAGAAAUAUACAUAAAACAAUUUAAUAAAGGAUUCCAAUCAAUUGUCGACGUUUAUGGAAGUCUUCAGAAUUUCCAUCAUAGAGAUCCAGGCCUGGUAGGUCUUUUAACAUCUGACCAAAUUCCACCGUCGAAAAAGGUUUACUUUGGUAUUAUUGCCGACGGAGUUCAUACUCAUCCAGCGGCACUUCGUAUUGCUCAUAGAACCCAUCCAGAAGGUCUUAUACUUGUCACUGACGCUAUUUCUGCUCUUGGAUUGCAAGAAGGCUUGCAUCGACUUGGUCAACUUGAUAUAGAAAUAAAAUCUAAUCAAGCUUAUAUAGCCAAUACGAAUACUUUGUGUGGAAAUUGCUCAAUAGUAAAUGCCCUGGAGGCUGCAACUUUACAUCCAGCACGAGCUCUUCAAAUCCAUUCACAAAAAGGUACGCUCAAUUUUGGAGCUGAUGCAGAUUUUUUAUUGCUAAACGAUAAUCUAGAUCUCGUUUCUACUUGGAUUGCUGGGGAAUGUGUUUACACAAAAUAA
Molecule: messenger RNA, 963 nt
Organism: Cotesia congregata
Lineage: Eukaryota; Metazoa; Arthropoda; Insecta; Hymenoptera; Braconidae
Source: the annotation of a GenBank genome assembly